AUGCGAGCAUCUUGGUGGAUCUGGGCUACAUUCCUCCCCACGGCCGUCCUAUCGAUAGACACAGCACCCUUCACCUCACCCGAAGAUGCCGAGACCAGCAGACGAGCCUACGAAGUCCUUCAAAUCCUAAAGCGUGACGAUAAUUGUCCUAGUGGAUAUAAUGCGUGUACGAACGAGGGAAACUCCAACGCCUGCUGCGUAAAGGGAACUACCUGCACCAAGGACUCCGCAGAUAACAUCGCCUGCUGCCCGACCGGUGCAAGCUGCACAGGCAGCCUGACUGCCACCGCGACCGCGACCGCGACCGCGACCACGACCGGCACCACAGAAACGGGAAGCAGCUUUGUAUUCCCACAAGGAGCGACCGCGACAACUACGGAGUCCGGCUCGGAGACCGCGUCUACAGUCUCGGGCGCAUACCCGUUCGUCUACGUGCCGACUAGCUUCGCUAAUGCGAAGACGUGCUCUUCUUACUACUCCCAAUGUCAGUCGGAGUAUACGGACUGCACGCAGGCUCUCAUGGGCCGCUACGGAGUGACGGUGGGUGGAUCCGACGGAGGCGUGACGGUGGAGGCGGUCACCGCAACGUCGGAGGCCACGUCUAUCUGCUCAAGUUUGAGCGUAAAUGCCUGUCAUGGGUUAAGUCUUGCUUAUUGUGCUUCGGUGGAGACUGCGACGGCGACGGAUGCUAGUGGGAACGGGGCUUUGCCUGGCCGGACCUCGAGUCUAAAUGAUUUGGCACUAGGGCUAGUUGUCGGAGUUGCUGGCAUGUUUGUUUAA
This is a messenger RNA of Penicillium pulvis, 780 nucleotides long. RefSeq lists its product as uncharacterized. The record is from RefSeq and is a predicted model, not a curated record. The coding region runs from base 1 to 780 and encodes 259 amino acids. The transcript has a single exon. NCBI's taxonomy places the organism in Eukaryota, Fungi, Ascomycota, Eurotiomycetes, Eurotiales, Aspergillaceae.